AACCCAACAAGCCUCAGCCUUCCUCCUCUCUUCACACUCCUCUCCUCAUCACCCCUUCACCAGCCCACCAAGAUUUACCGGCCGUCGGCAGUUAAUUGGAGUUCACCAUGACUACUGUCCGAGUUCUUCUUACAGUUGCCCUGGUCAUCUCCCUGCUCGCCCUUGGCCAUCAUCCCCUCGCUCAUGCUCGCCACGUGAAGGACCCGUCCAUGCCAACCGGUGAUUCCUCGUCUGUAAAGAAAGGGUUACAGCAAGGGAGUACCAUGAAGCUCGAUGCAGGGAAGACCAAGAAAGUUAAAAACGUGGGAGUGGAGGAGAUACAAAAGGGAUCUGCUGAACCAAGCUUUGGCAACCGGGGGAGCCUUGGUGUUGAGUCUGAUAAGGUGGCCGUGCUUGCUCGCCGUGGAGAACCACCCAAGCCUCACCCGAAAAAGCACAACUAAGGCACCGUCCGGAACGGGUGAAUUUUUUGGUGACCAUAUAUCAGUACUUAGCUCAAAGUUGAACUAACUACCGGUGACCCUACAAGCUUUGCAUCCAGUCCAGCAGUCCCUAAGUAUGUGUACAUAUAGUUAGCUAGCUAGUUUGCUUUUUAGUUGAGCUUGUUAUAGUUAUUAUCUGAUUUUGAGUAGUGGUAGUUCUCUUUCUUUCAUGUUUCCCCUACCCCUCUCUAGCUAGUUUCUAGGUGAAAUUUUGGCUAGGAAACGGAGAUCCGACUCCACUGAGCAUACUGUACUAUAGCUGCCUACUGUCAAAUUAAAUACCACACUUUUUCUAUA
Messenger RNA from Triticum aestivum (bread wheat), 779 nucleotides. RefSeq lists its product as uncharacterized. Lineage: Eukaryota; Viridiplantae; Streptophyta; Magnoliopsida; Poales; Poaceae. The transcript is spliced from 2 exons. The coding region runs from base 108 to 443 and encodes 111 amino acids. The record is from RefSeq and is a predicted model, not a curated record.